Messenger RNA from Topomyia yanbarensis, 2655 nucleotides. RefSeq names its product TBC1 domain family member 23 (gene TBC1D23). NCBI's taxonomy places the organism in Eukaryota, Metazoa, Arthropoda, Insecta, Diptera, Culicidae. The transcript is spliced from 3 exons. Gene Ontology annotation, biological process: retrograde transport, endosome to Golgi. Bases 236 to 2326 code for a protein of 696 amino acids. The record is from RefSeq and is a predicted model, not a curated record. Gene Ontology annotation, cellular component: trans-Golgi network.
GACUGUCAAACGUGAAAAUGUCAUCGCAUAACCACAGUCAAUAAUCGAAAAAAAUAUUUCUGCGUAGCUGGCAGAAGAAACUCGAACAAGUGAAAAGUAAAUAAAACCACAUCUCUUGAUUUGUGCAAGGAAUAUGUUACUCAUUUGCUACUGUUGAUCGACCCCAGCUGCUGACGACUUUCAAGCUGUUGCAAGACUCGGACAAGAAAGUUGCUUUGCUGGAAUUACCUCGAGGAUGGAUGAUCAGUUGUGGUUGAUAGAGCUCGAGUCAGCUCUUCUGGACGAUUGCACGGUCGAUGACAUAUAUACCAUUUGUCAAGGAAAAGCAAUCCCAGAUGCGUUGAGGCCGGAUGUUUGGCAGGUUUGCCUUGACGUAAGGAAUAAAAUGGACCAGCUGUCCCAGUUCAACGAGAUAUUCGAUUUGCCGUUUCAAGCCACGCUUCGGCAGGAUUGUCAUAAUUUUGUCGAGAAACUGGGAAACGAAGAGGAGGACAAGGUGGCAGUUGUUGCGGAUUUGGAAUCGAUACUUACGUUUUACUGCAAGAAUCGAAGCUUAAUUUAUGACUCUCAAAACGGAUGGGUCGAGUUGUUGCUGCCACUGUUGUCGUUGAAGCUGCCUCGUUCGGAGAUCUACAACAUGUUUGAAUCGAUUCGAGAUACGUACAUCCCGAAGGGUUGCGUUAAAAGCGGAAAUGUGUUCCAUAUCUUUCGUUUGCUACUACAGUAUCACGAUCCGGAACUGUGUUCUAUAUUGGAUACGAAACGAGUAACUCCGGACAUGUAUUCGAUGAGUUGGUUCCAGACGUUGUUUGCCUCGACUUGCACCCUUCCAGUCGUUCUAGCCAUGUGGGAUCUGUAUCUGCAGCAAUCGGAUCCAUUUUUAGUAUUCUUUCUGAGUCUGAUUGUCCUCAUCAAUGGCCGAGAACAAAUUCUUGAAAUGAAGAGUUCUUCCAAAGAUGAAAUGAUAAACUUUCUAGUCAAUAUGCCGUGCAACAUUGAAGCAGAUGAUGUAAUGGACUUUUGCUCGUUGGCACAAUACUAUUCAAUGAAAACACCACUAUCGUUCAAGAGGGACCUGUUGAAAGUACUUUUUGGCGCCCAGAGCAGCGCUUCGGAUCAAAAUAUUGUCUCACAGGCGCUUUGUCUCCCCGUUUCGGUCAACGAAUUAGUCGAGAAUGCUUCCAGUGAAAAUGCCCAUCCGGAUGCGGUUCGAUUUUUCCUGGUCGACUGUCGACCGGCUGAUCAGUAUAAUUCAGGUCAUCUGUCAACGGCUUUUCAUUUGGACAGCAAUCUAAUGUUGCAGGAACCGGUAGCAUUUCAGACUGCCGUUCAGGGUCUACUGCGGUCACAAAAGAAUGCUAUCGAAGCCAAUUCUAAUGCUGGUGGAGAACAUUUGUGCUUCUUGGGUUCCGGUCGGCUUGAGGAAGACCAGUACACACACAUGGUUGUGGCUUCGUUCCUGCAAAAAGGUACCAAAUAUGUUUCUUUGCUCACCGGAGGUUACGAGGCAAUCCACGAAUACUUCGGUGAUAACAUGAUUGAUUGUUUAGAAGAUCACGAUCCACUAAAAUGUCUUGUGUGUAAUCAGGACCAGGCCUCGUACGGAAAACCCUUCAAUAACAACAGCGGUUCUAACGGAAGUUUAAAACGAACAGAAAAUCGUCGAAACAACAAUCACCCCGAACAGGCACCGGAACGAAAACCUACCAUUGACUUAUUCAGCAAAUUGUCUUUAGUUAUGAAAUCGAAAUCUGCUGAAGUGAAAGGAAAACUGUUUGAUUACAUCUCGAAUCCAAAUCCGCCGGCACCGGUAACGGAGAAACACGUCUCCCGAACCGAGCGUAAUGGUAAACGCUAUCGCAACGUUCCUCCAGUAUUCAGUAUUGGCGAAGAUCAGGACGAAGAAGACUUGCCACUAUCGUCAUUGAACGACUCGCCCAGUCCCCAGGCUGGAACGCCAGAAACCCCGGAAGACUUUGUUUCUAUUCAGACAUACUUGAAAGGACCGGAUGUUAUUCGACACUUCAGGUGCCAAGAAGUUCAUCUCAACGGUUACAUGUAUGACAGCUACCUGCUAGUCACUGCAUCACACAUUAUUGUUCUGCGCGAACUAGAUCGCAAGGAUAAAGCUCGAAUCAUAGUCCGACGCCCAUUGCACAGCAUCGUGAAGAUAACGGCCAAAAAGCGGCACAGAGAUUUGAUCACGUUUAAGUACGGUUAUCCGGAAGAAGAAAAUCUUGUCAUCACCGACAUGGACCGAUUUCUGAUCCCAAAUGCGAGUGAGGCGACCGAGUUGAUAUCAAAGCAUAUAAUAAAGCAAACGUAAGCGCGAGCAGCUUCAUUUCCCAGCUUCCGCCGUCCCAAUCCCGAAGCUGCUAAUCUGAACUAAUAGAGCGUACGUACUUCCCGCCCUCGGUUGGUCAACUUGAAAUAACCCCACAAAAAAGCUUAAAUGAAAACAAUUUUAAUAACGGAACGAAAAAGUUCAGAAGACCCAAUCAGUGGACUGUGAAUCCUAAAUUGCUUUCUGGUUUCAAAUGUAAAUUUUAUACUUUUAUUGGUUUUUGACAAUUAACAGUUAUUUCCUGUCUAUCCUUGUAGAAAAUGCCACCCUAACUAGAUUUAUUAAAUAAAGUAUAUGAAAAGUAAAAAUAA